UUACAAAUUAGUGAAUUCGAGGUACAGUGUUGGCUACUCAUGGCAUAUAACCUUAAGUGUUUUCUUAGUGCAUAUCGUGAAAAUUUACAACGAAAAUACACAUAAUCGAGCGAGUAUGGAAAGCAAAGAGGACAGUGUUAGGGUAAAACAAGAGCCGUUCGAUACUUGCACAGAAGCAGGUGAUGAUUGCAAUUAUAAUUUGGUGGACACUUGCAAAAUCAAAAACUUUGACACAUUCUCGUUUCAUGAAUCAUCAACAAAUAACACGAAUGAGGUUAUGGCAUGGCGUCAAGAAAAAUUAGAUGAAAAAAUAUUCAUUGAUUUAGAGUGCAAAGAUGUUAAGCUAGAAUUCAAUUCUUUGUCUGCAAAAAUUUGCAAGACUGAGUAUCAAAAUUAUCCAUCUAUUGUGAAAAUUGAAAAUAAAACUUACAACGGAAAAGCUAGUUUAAAUGCACAUAUGAAUACGACACAUAAGGGCAUUACAUUAUACGAGUGUGAUGUGAUUCAAAAAUCAUUUGGAUGCAAGAAUAAUCUCAAUAAACACAUAAACUCUGUUCAUGAUUUUGAAUAUGACAUUUGUCAAAAGUUUUAUAGUCGCAAAGCUCAUAUAGAUGCAUUAAAUAAUCUUAAAAAACCAUUUGAAUGUGAUAUUUGCAACAAAUCAUUUGGGCAAAAUUAUAUCCUCAAAAGGCACAUAAAUGCAGUACACAAUUCGAGAAAACCCUUCGAAUUACCCUCAAAAGGCACAUAA
Messenger RNA from Trichogramma pretiosum, 751 nucleotides. RefSeq names its product zinc finger protein OZF-like. Gene Ontology annotation, biological process: regulation of transcription by RNA polymerase II. Gene Ontology annotation, cellular component: nucleus. The record is from RefSeq and is a predicted model, not a curated record. The coding region runs from base 116 to 751 and encodes 211 amino acids. Gene Ontology annotation, molecular function: sequence-specific DNA binding; DNA-binding transcription factor activity, RNA polymerase II-specific. The transcript is spliced from 4 exons. Lineage: Eukaryota; Metazoa; Arthropoda; Insecta; Hymenoptera; Trichogrammatidae.